Messenger RNA from Mycena indigotica, 2826 nucleotides. Its product is annotated as Actin cytoskeleton organization protein. The record is from RefSeq and is a predicted model, not a curated record. Gene Ontology annotation, molecular function: protein binding; protein-N-terminal amino-acid acetyltransferase activity. Gene Ontology annotation, biological process: N-terminal peptidyl-methionine acetylation. Gene Ontology annotation, cellular component: NatB complex; cytoplasm. The transcript has 18 exons. Lineage: Eukaryota; Fungi; Basidiomycota; Agaricomycetes; Agaricales; Mycenaceae. Bases 7 to 2826 code for a protein of 939 amino acids.
GCGACGAUGGAGAGGCAAAUUCGAGCUGUAUACGAUGCCCUCGACAACGGGUCAAACAAAACUGCAAUAGCAGCAUGCCAAAAAAUACUAAAGAAGCAGCCCAAACACGAGCUCACUAAAACUCUUCUCGCUCUUGCAUUGGUUCGCUCGCAGAAGGUCGAGGAGGCACUUUCCCACUGCGACGAAGUCCUUGCUGCGAAACCUACGAACGAUGCGGUGCUUACAGCGAUGAUCCAUGUACUCCGUGGCCUUGGUCGACAAAAGGAUAUUGUGUCUAUGUUCGAAGAGGCGUCAAAACAAAUUCCGGAUAGCGAAGAACUUGCAACCCAAACAUUCCUGGCAAAUAUUCGCGUCCAGAAUUUCAAGGCAGCUCAACAAAUUGCGGGUAGGAUGCAUAAGCAAUUCCAGGAAGAUAGGUAUAUCUACUGGCACGUUCUCAGCGCAAUUUUACAAGCCAGCGAACCUUCGACCUCAUCAGACAUGCGCGUGUUGCUAUUCAAGCUCGCCCAUCGAUUGAUAACUGCGUCUCCCACUCCGCCAUAUGUCAAUGCAGACCGAUUCCAUCUUCAUCUUGUUAUCCUACGCGAACUUGGAUUGUUUGACGAAGCGCGAACCCUUCUAGAAAGCGAAGUCGGCAAGAGUAUAUGCGCCGCAAGUUUAGCGUGCAACGAGGUCCGGCGCGAUAUAUGGCGGGCGCAUGGACUGUUUGAAGAGGAAGGUCAGAAGGCAGAGGCCCGAAUCACACAGCAAAACGACCGCAACUGGCUCGAGUUUCUUUCAGUGAUCGAUGCAGCAUUGUUGCAAGUGGAAUCAAAACCAGAACCAGACGAGGCAGAAAAGGCGGAUCGUUCUGCCCGUUUGACCAAAACACGACAGCUUUUCACCAAACUUGCAGAGGACGACGGCUUGAAAGAUCGAUCGGCUGCCCUGGCCCUUGUAGAGCUUGAAAAACGUGCAAACUUUUACGAUCUUUCGUCUGAUCCACAUGGGUUGAUCGACGUAAUGAAACAUUACUUCGAGCUGUUUGGUGACAAGGCUUGUUGCUUCGAAGACCUCAAGCCCUACGUAUCGUUGCUUGAGGGUGAUGACUUACCUCAGUGGACGGCGUUCCUCCAGUCAUCAAUAGACGUGUCUAUCGACAACAGCAAUGUCCUCAGGAAACUAAUCAAUGCCCAAAAAUUACUGCGGUACAACACCCCAGAACUUACCCUACCCGAAGAAUCCGCCCGCGCGACACAAUAUACGCAACAAUACCUUGAAUCACUAAUCCAUGGGUCUGGUCUCCCAGCGACAGAACUGCAGCCUGCGGAUGAUCUCGCUAUUCUUGCUGCCAGUUCUUUUAUUAGUAUUUGGCAGCUGUCCAACGACGAGAAACAUCUCUAUAAUGCUGCUGCGCUCCUCGAGUUUGCUUUGACAAAAAGCAAACAAGCAUUCCAAAUGAGACUGCUACUGGUUCGAAUAUACCGUCUACUGGGUGCACCGUCUGCGGCCCUAGACCACUAUCGUGCUAUGCAGAUCAAGCAAGUUCAGCAUGACACGUUGUCCCAUUUCCUCAUCUCACGCUCCUCCACUUUUUCCUUGGCCGCUUCUGGAGAUCUUACCUAUCAUACGGAAUGCAUUGAAUCCUCUCAAAUCUACAUCUCGAAUCUUCAAGACACUGGCGAAUAUAUCGCACGUGCUUUCACCGGGGAAAAAUACUCUCAGAUCCCUGAAUUCAUCCUCUUCGAGGACAGACUCGAAUAUUCUUUGCAGCGAGAUCUUGUCAAAGUCGAGGACCUUCGCAUACGACUAACUCAUGAGCCUAUAUCUUCGGACCUUAUUGACAUGGAACUCAUUGAACUCAAGUUCAGUCUAGAUAGGCUGCACUAUGAUAACCGAGACUUCGAUAUUUUAGCGAAUUACCAACCGAGGAUAUCUGCAAGCACAAAUGACCAAACACUGCUGUUCGGUAAGCCGGAGGGUCGAGGCUGGUUAACUACAUUCCUCAAAAUAUAUACUCGGGCUUUCCAGCAAGCCAGUGAUCUGGAUGAUACUGUGGAAGAAAAACUUCUGAUCGGUGAUCGACCAAAGCAAAGCUCCCCGGAUGCCAAAAUUCCCCUCAAAGACCGACUACACCACCAUCUCGAGAAAGAUCUGGUUGAACUCACCACCGACGAACUGAGCUUCCUCAAGUACUGCUCGACACUGGCGGACUGGUUGGAACCAUACCACGACUAUGCACGUCCACCGCCAGCAGUUGUUCUGGCAGAGGCAGCGAAAUUGACGCAAGCCAAAACUGGGCAACCGUUAAAAGGUGUCGAUUUGCCGCCGAAGAACGGUACUGCGGCUACGAACGGCUCCUCAAAGAAAGAUGAGGAGCCUCCUGCCGUUGUUGCGCCUCCCACGGACCUUGCACAGUUCUUUGAUGACAUGAAAGCACGUUUCGAGGCUGUUAAGGCCGAGCCUUCGCCCACAAUGGCGCUCCACGUCGCCAGCUUGACACAGGAAGCGUGCCUGUUCUUCUUGGUUGAAUCUCUCCGAUUCAAGAACCCUUCGGCGGUGAAGACGAACAAACUUGGAGCUCUCACCCAACAGCUGAAGCCUAUUCGCACCGCUGCUCUUAAUGCUCUUCGGGACAUCUCAGCAAGCCUGAUCAAACUUGCGGAGACGGAGGGCACUGCUGAGCGCCGCAAAAUCUUUGUCGAUGGGUGUUCCCCUAUAAUAAACUCUAAUAUUGACCAUGACUUCGUCUUGAAUGUGGCCAAGAAAGUAACAGACUCGCGGAAGAAGGUUUUGGACGGGUAUGGAAAGGGCAUGGCCCGGUUAAUAACCACUAGUUCAAAAUAA